GCUCAGAUAGUCAGCAGCAUGGAGGUCACAGCUCUCUGCAUAAGACUGUGGAUGGACAUGUUGGUCCUGCUGCUUGUAAGAGUUGACCACAGUUACUUUGCUCAGAAAGCUAAUGUUGCUUUUCCUCGUGUUCUUCCAGACAGACUGCAGUUUUUUGAAUAUGAGAAUGUCAGUGUGAUCUGUCAAGAGUUAGGUGGUUUGACUGAAUGGCGAGUGAUGAGGAGGCUCAACGAAAGAAGUCCAACAGAUUCUUACACCUGGCAGUCAUCAGCACCAUCCUUCACUAGGAAUCUCACCUUUAAACAUCACAGUGGAGAGUACUGGUGUGAAGAUGCAGAGGGGAACACAUGCAAUGCUGUCAUCAUCACCAUCAAUCCUGGUUCUGUGAUCCUGGAAGUUCCUGCCAGUCCUGUUGUGGAGGGAGACAAAGUGAGUCUUUAUUGUAGAAAGAAGGAUACUCAGUCAAAUCACAUAGCUGAUUUCUACAAAGACGGAUCCAAACUCGGGACCUGGUAUUCAAACAACAUGACCAUCCAAAAUGUUUCCAAGUCUGAUGAAGGACUCUACAAGUGCAGCAUCUCUGGAGCUGGGGAAUCACCACAGAGUUGGCUGACUGUUUUACAAGUAAAAAGUGAUGAAGGCAUGUUUAAUAACUCCAUUCCAGCAGCCGACGAAGAGACCCGACCUUCCAGUCCUUUCAAUCUGCCCUCCCUGCUCUGGAUUGUUGUGUUGGUGGCUCUGAUGCUGUUGGUGAUGGGACUUCUUCUCUGUAGGAAACACAGGGUAUUGGGCUGUUUGUCGUCUGGAAAACCAACACCAGGAUCGCACUCACCUGCAGAUCCUACAGAUUCAGGAGAGGACAGUAUCGCUAAUCAACAUCAUGCAACAUACGCUGUUGUCAAAAAACAAAGAAGAGAGAAAGUGUCUGAUGGUGACAAUGCCGGUGAUCCGGACCUUGUGACAUAUGCUGUUGUUAAAAAACAAAGGAAGAAGAAAGAGCCGGACGGGUCCGGAGCAGCCUCCAAGCAUCGUCUAACAGAUGACAGUGUCGUCUAUUCUUUACUCUACUUAUAAUAGGCCACAUAUACCCAACUGAAGGACUGAGGAGGUGGUCUGUUCAAAGCUCUACUUCUGUAUUUCAGUUAGGAAGUCCUACUGUAAAGUCACACUUUUGAAAUCAAUUACAAAGAACAUUCGGUGUCUUUCCGUUAUCAAUAUUGUAUCUUUAAUCAUAAAGUGACCAGUGAUGUAAUUUUCAAAAAUGUUUAAAAUCUCUUCAAGGUCUAUAAAACCAGCAGUGAAUUCACAGAAACAAAGUUUAUGUUGAAGUGGUGGAACAGCCUACACUAUUGUUCCUCUUCAUGAGAUACAUUUCUUUAAUGCAAUUGUAUCUCUAAAAUGUAACUUUACUUUAAAUGAAGACUAUAAUGUUAUUGCAGAUGUUAAAGGAGAUGAACAUAUUGUGAAAAUUCAGUUGAGUUGUAAUGAGCAGAGUGGGACCAGAGCAUUUACAGAAAAGAAGCUCUAGAGUGAAAGACAAUGCCCCCCACAAAGUCUACUGAAUAAGAGUAGAGCAUAAUGACAAAGGUUAUUGAAUGAAAGUAGAGCUUACUGAAAACAAAAGAAGAAAAAACAUGAGAAAGCCGACGAUGUGGUGUAUGCUAAGUGACCUAGUUUACAGUCAUAUUCCACCCACUGUACAUUGUCUGAAACCUUAAAGUAAUCACCCCUUCUUUCUUACUAUUUCACACGUGCUUUGUGUUUAAGUAUGCUAUGUUUGGUGAUUGCACCACUUUCGAAUAUAUAGCCGAUGACUUUAGUAUUACACUCUUAAAGUGUUUUUGAAUUUUGUAAGCCUUUUGCAUUCAGCAUUUUGCAUUUAAGUAAAGUUAAUUUUCGGUUACUAGGAUAAGUUAUUUUUCUGUUUUAUCUCUGUAUCUUUUAUGUUCUUACUGUAUGGAUAAAAGCAUUGUGCACCAAAAAACGUAUCAUGGUUUUAAACAUUGCAUUGGAACAACUGUCAUGAGACAGUUGAACGUAGCAAGCUAACAGGGGACGGAAAAUUGUGGUUAAGCAUUUAGCUGACAGAAAACUGUAGCUGCUUCAGUUCGAGCAUGCAUACGAGGAAGACAGGAUAUGUGGCCUCAUGCAGGUGGUUAUGACGGUUUUCGCCUCUACCUUGCUCAUAUCUUUUUUUAAUACACUUUGGUCAAGACGUUUGUAAGAUGGCUCCCUUGUCCCCCUCUCAGGACGCUGUAUGAUGUGUGUGAUAAGGGGAUGGCAAGUCAGUUCGUCAGAGGCUUUGCUACUUUUGCUCUUUUCUUGGAAAAUAACAUCAGGCCUACACUGUCUCCCUCAGAUGAUGAGCACUGAAUAACGUAAUGACAAUUUAAUUUUCAAUAAUGAAAGUGCAAUUUACACUUUGCAACGAUUUGGUAAAAUGUUGUCUGUAAACUAAAACUUGGUGCCUACUGAACUUGAAACCACAACCUGUCUCUACAUUCCGACAAUUGAACUGUAGUUGACAAGGGCGUUGGGAGAGAUCAGCAGAGAUUGAGGAUUACGCAAGGUCAAUGUGAAGCCAACUCCUAAAUUUAUUGUAGCAACUUAGAAACGCUAGGCAACAUUCUGAGUGACUGAAACUUUAAAAAGUCAUGCUACCAAAUUUUCGGAUUAAUCAUUUUUAGUUGAAUGAGCCCAGGCAUAAGGGUAUGUAAACGACUUAAGAACGCCCCCCUCCCUCUCAACUGCUAUAUAUUUUUUUCUCAUUGUUUGGCUGUACCAAUAUAUUAUCUACUGAUUGUUGAAUAAAAAAUACGUAAGAACCCAAG
Messenger RNA from Perca fluviatilis (European perch), 2831 nucleotides. RefSeq names its product high affinity immunoglobulin gamma Fc receptor IB-like. Gene Ontology annotation, biological process: cell surface receptor signaling pathway. The record is from RefSeq and is a predicted model, not a curated record. The coding region runs from base 19 to 1074 and encodes 351 amino acids. NCBI's taxonomy places the organism in Eukaryota, Metazoa, Chordata, Actinopteri, Perciformes, Percidae. Gene Ontology annotation, molecular function: transmembrane signaling receptor activity. The transcript is spliced from 9 exons.